AUGUCGAGCCCUGUGGACGUGACCUCGGACGAGUCGUGCGACGACGCCCAGCGCGUGCGCAAGCGCGAUAAGCAGCGCGACUUUCGGCGCAAGGUCCACCACCAGCUCGAGUUCCUUCGCGGGCGCGUCACCCACCUCGAGACGACGCUGCGGGCCGCGCGCGCCAGAAAGGCCAUGGUUCCACUGCCCUGGUGCGAGGUCGCGCGCGCCCUCAAGGCCGACGUCGUCGCGACCAAAGGCGUGCGCAAGUCGCUCCUUUUGCAAGCCGAGGACCACGCAGAGUUUCUCGAAGCCAUGGUCAAGUGGGUCCAAUCCCUCUCGCCCGAGCGAUCGCCGUCGCGCUUUCCGCUCUGGUACAAUGUCGGUCUCUGCGGCUCGAAUGCGUCUCGACGCGCGGCCUUGGACUGGAUCACGCAGCACAUGUACCACCACACGCCCAGUGUGCUCCAGCACAUGGGCUUCCACCCGACCGAUAUGACGCCAUCGCAGGCGUUCAUUUUCGACAACUCGAAAGGCUACAUCGAGUACAUUUACACGGACCGGCGCAUCCACUGCCCCGCGACGCUGCCCAAGGUGCUCGCCGCGUACCAGCGGCUCUACUACGCCAACUCGGUCGACUUUGUCGUCGCCGGGCGCAAAGUCAUGGACCAAGAUGAGCUCGGGAAGGACUUUAUCUACAGCCGGCGCGAAUUCAAAAACGAAAAUGUCGUCCACCGCGAGUUUGUCUCGGACCGCCAGAUCGUGCACGUCCAGCACAGCAUCCACGACGACAGCAAGCACCCGCUGGGUGCGAUCCACCGCCACCGCAUGGCCUGGAUCGUCCUCGAAGCUGUCGCGCCCAACAUGGUGGUGGAGACCAAAGUGUUUCAGAAAUCGCAGAGCUGGACCGAGGCCGCGGGGUACGUCUCGGUCGACGAAGAAGCGCGCAUCGUGGGGGUGUUUGAGGAGCCGCACAUGGACCAAGACGACUACGACAUGCUGCCGCCGUCGGUCCAAGAGGCGCAGCUCCGCCAGCACGUCACGUCGACGCUCUCACGCUGCAUGCAAACCCUCAACAAUGAGCUCGAAAUGGCGCUACAGCAACUCGACCUCGAGGACCCACCAGCGACGAUCGAGGCACCACCUCGGGAUGCGUCGUGCUGUCUGUACUAA
This is a messenger RNA of Saprolegnia diclina VS20, 1152 nucleotides long. RefSeq lists its product as hypothetical. Bases 1 to 1152 code for a protein of 383 amino acids. NCBI's taxonomy places the organism in Eukaryota, Oomycota, Saprolegniomycetes, Saprolegniales, Saprolegniaceae. The transcript has 4 exons. The record is from RefSeq and is a predicted model, not a curated record.